Molecule: messenger RNA, 1556 nt
Organism: Hevea brasiliensis (rubber tree)
Lineage: Eukaryota; Viridiplantae; Streptophyta; Magnoliopsida; Malpighiales; Euphorbiaceae
Product: phytochrome A-associated F-box protein
Exons: 1
Coding region: 356-1342 (328 amino acids)
Molecular function (GO): protein binding
Source: RefSeq, a predicted model, not a curated record
AAACGUCGAAGAUAAGGCCAAUCCUAUUGAAAUCACCAAAAUAGACGUGCCGUGUGCUGCAGACUAAAAAAAUAUAAAAAAUAAAAAUUAAAAGCCUACCGAAAAGUGCGCAGAAAAAUACACAUAACAGUAGCUUGCAUCCGCCAGUAGAUUCUCACAAAUCCAGAGCUGCCGCUGGUCUCAACUUCUAUAUUUUUUUUCUCAAUUUCUCUAUUAUUUCUGUGUUCCUAUAUCAAUUUCUUCUAUUUUCUAAUUAAAAUUGAAGCUCUCACCAAACAGAACAUAAUUGAGAGAAACCAUCCUUUAUUCUCAGUUCAAUUUCUUUCUGUCAGGGAGAAAAAAAAAAGGGAAAAAAAUGCCUGAUUCUACUGUGUCCGUGUUCUCAAAUCUGUCUGACGAUGUGGUUCUCAACAUCUUCUUCAAGCUUGAAGACGACCCCUGUAGCUGGGCUCGUCUUGCUUGUGUCUGUACCAAGUUCUCUCUUCUCAUCAGCAACAUCUGUUGGAAGGCAAAAUGCAACAAAACCAUUCCAUCCGUUGUAAGCGAUCUUCUCGCUGGCCCCGACGCAUCGAUACCUGGUGGCUGGUCGGCACUCCAUAAGCUCGCCGUCUGCUGUCCUGGCCUCCUCCACGCGGGCGUUCUCCUUGAACACUCUGAUUUUGGCCUCGAGCGCGAUCUCGGCCCCGAUGAUAAUUACCAUAAGCUGGCGUCCUUUCAAUUGAAAAACACACUGCCACCGCCUCCAUCCUCUUCCAGCAUUUCUGAUGCUACUCCUGAAAACUGCGAUUGCUCUUGGUCAUUAUUCGACGACCUUUAUUACGAUACAGUAUAUGAUGCGUCUGAGUCACAAGAUGGUGCCGCGGAUGUGAGUGAAGAAGUUAGAGACGAUAAAACUGUUAAGGGGCGUGGAAAUUUCUCUGUUUGUAAGAGGAGGAAAAUCUGCAGACCUUUGAGAUCUCAUUUAGCAUCUGGGGUCUGGAAUUUGAGUCGAGAACAAGGGAAUAAGUUAUUGGCGAGCCGUUUUCGAGGGGAUUGCUUGUACAUUUGUGAUUGGCCUGGCUGCAUUCAUAUCGAAGAAAAACGCAAUUACAUGCUUUUCAGGGGGAUUUUCAAGAAUUUUAAGCGGUCAAGGGUCUGGAGGACGAUCAAUGAUGGGUAUAGGAGCAAGAUUGAUCUUAAAUGUGCCUUCUGUGGGUGCAAGGAGACCUGGGAUUUGCACUCUGCGUUUUGUUUGAGGAGGGUUUUCGGGUACCAUGACGAUGGUGAGCCAGUUGUUCGAGCCUAUGUUUGUGAGAAUGGACAUGUCUCUGGGGCUUGGACCGAUUUGCCAUUGUACACUUGAUGGCACUUCUUAUGGGUAUUGCAACAGCUUUACCACUCGUUUUAGUUGAUAUUUUAUUUAUCCAGUGAUUGGGAUUGGUAUGAAUUGGUAAUUGUAUUUGUGUUAUGUGAUUCUUGCCUAUGGUAUCGAUACAUGUGUUGUUGUUGUACCUUUUAGUUGUCACCUUGUUUAAUUGGUUAGUAGUUAUAAUAUAAUUGUGGUGUGCAAUUUUCAA